AGAACCUUCAGAAUAAGCAGAGUAUUGUCAGUUGACAAUGAAAACUAUUAUCUUCUGAUUUAGGAUCAAGUUUGUGAACAAAGGACAGUAUAAACAUGAAAGAGAUUUGCAGCCUUUUGCUGAGUUUACCCUUUUUCUUCAGUGCCCAAGCCAUUCGUGAGAGUGUGCCAAUGCAGWACUUGAGCUGCUACAAUGAUUACAAUUCACAAGUGACCUGUACGUGGAGRGAGCAUUCAGAGGCUCAUGUCUUCCUUGGUAUGACUCUCUACCGAAGGGAUAAUGACAAAAAGAAGAAUGAAGAGAUGCAUUGCAAGCCUCAGGCAGAAAAUGAGUUUCAUAAGGCCCCCAAAUUCUACAUCCACUGGGUAUGUCACAGCACUGUAAACAUUUUUGGAAUAGGAGUAGAUGAUAUUUACAGCUUCAAGCCAAACAAGACACUUCAAGCAGAAUUGAAUGUUCACCUUUACAAGACUGUUCAGCUCCUCCCACCUCAAAACCUGUCGGUCAGCUUGAUGACAUCAGGAGACUUCUUGCUGACAUGGAAAGGAUAUGAAGGAAUCCCAGGCCUGAGCAAUGCACUGGAGUAUGAAGUGACUUACAAGCAGAAGUGGGAGUCCUGGGAGAAGGCUGCCUCGCUUUCACUMUCCAACACGACGCGUUGCCGUCUCAGCCAUGAAGGCCUCGUUCCGGGCAGCAGCUACGUGGCCCGUGUGCGAGCCCGGCCAGGGCAGAGCGGUGGCUUCUCUGGGCAGUUCAGCGAGUGGAGCACGGAGGCAUCGUGGGAGAYGCCAGAAGGUGACAUUCAACCCAGGAACCUUCGCUGUAGCUUCAAUGGUGUGGAUCGCCUGCUGUGCAGCUGGGAAGUGAAGAAGGAGAUCAYCACCUCUGUCCUCUUUGGCUUGUUCUUCAAGACCACUUCAGCAUCAGUAGAGCAGGAGUGCUCUCCUGUGCAGGAGAAGACUUUGCCCCAUGCUCCCUAUGUGGUCCAGMGCUGUGAGAUCACUGUUACCAACACCAGUGYUCAGAGCCAGUACCAUGUAGCUGUUCGGACCAAACCAGAGGAGAAACUGAUUGAAGCCUACAAGAACAUCAGGGUGCUGCCACCCACAAAUGUGUCGGUAACCAUGAGAAAGAACCAGGAGUAUGAAAUGAGGUGGAUAAAACACACUUUGCAAUAUGACUUCAUAAAACAGAGAUACGAAGUCCAAUACUGGAAGGACAAUCAAUAUGAAAAGACUCUCCAGACGAUUGAUAUCAUCAACGAUGAGCCUUCCUUCAUCUUCACCCUCCAGAUGCUGGAAUCAUCUACAAAAUACAGGGGGAGAAUGCGCGCAAGGGUGAAUACUGAUGGCUACCACGGGCCUUGGAGUGAAUGGAGUGAGGAGUUUACCUGGGAAACUGAGAAUG
Nothoprocta perdicaria is the source of this 1407-nucleotide messenger RNA. RefSeq names its product colony stimulating factor 2 receptor beta common subunit (gene CSF2RB). Gene Ontology annotation, biological process: immunoglobulin mediated immune response; cytokine-mediated signaling pathway. Gene Ontology annotation, cellular component: external side of plasma membrane. The transcript has 9 exons. The annotation marks the transcript as partial. The record is from RefSeq and is a predicted model, not a curated record. NCBI's taxonomy places the organism in Eukaryota, Metazoa, Chordata, Aves, Tinamiformes, Tinamidae. Gene Ontology annotation, molecular function: protein binding; cytokine receptor activity.